Molecule: messenger RNA, 1443 nt
Organism: Coturnix japonica (Japanese quail)
Lineage: Eukaryota; Metazoa; Chordata; Aves; Galliformes; Phasianidae
Gene: RAMAC
Product: RNA guanine-7 methyltransferase activating subunit
Biological process (GO): RNA 5'-cap (guanine-N7)-methylation
Cellular component (GO): mRNA capping enzyme complex
Molecular function (GO): RNA binding
Source: RefSeq, a predicted model, not a curated record
GCGGCGGGGCGAGCAGCGGAAGAGGCGGGGGCUGUGCGAGCAGCGGCGGCUGGAAGUGCUGGAAUGACGUCCUUGGUUGACGUACCCCUGGAUUAUGAGAAGAUGUUUGCUCAUCGGUUCACGUCAGAUGAUAAAGAGUACCAGGAGUACCUGAAACGCCCUGCAGAUCCCCCUCCCAUAGUUGAAGAAUGGAGAAACAGAUCUGGUGGCAAUCAGAGAAACAGAGAUCGGUUUCAAGAUGGCAGGUACUUCAGAGGGGACAGAUACAACUGGCAAGGUGACCACAGAUCUAAUCAGAGGCCAGACAGAGGUUGGGGUAACAACUACCAGCAGCACAGACAAGGACAAUCCUACUAUGGACAGUAUGGCUACAACUCCUACAACCCAGGGCCUCGUUACCAUCCUUACUGAUGGUACUGUGGUUACAAAGCCCAGUAAUGCUAUGUAAUAAGUUAGACUUUGGAUUUCAUUUGUCAUCAGUUUCCUUUUUUUUUGGUGGUUUAGAGAUACCUAAAGAAUCUAUGUUGAAGUCCAUUGUUGUUUAUUUGUAGUGUGAAUUAAACAAGAGAAUACCUUUUAUGAAUAAUAAAAGUCCAUUGUAUGGUUUGUUUAGUCUGUAGAAAUGUAAUGUAAGAUCCAUCUCAUAUUCUUUUAUCUCCAUCACUGAGAUCUUCUCUGGUACAUUCUGUAAAACAUAACAGGUCUGGGGAAGGUUGCUGUGGCUUGUUUGCAGCCUGUUAACAUUGGUUUAAGAUAAAUGUUUGUAAAAGUGACAGACUGUGGCUUUCUCCAGAGAGCAUUUCUUAGUUUGGUUUUUGAUAGUGAGAUAAGCUUAGUUUGAAUUUCUGAUGCCUUAAAGAGAAGAAAUGUGAUAUUACAGAAGCAUUUUAUGGGGUUGGAAUUUAUGGAAACUCAAAAUAGGAACUUCUUUGGUGUUUGAUAGAGGUAUGAUAUCUCCAUAUUUGGUUUGUUGUCAAUUGCAGGAGAAAUAAGAACUCCCAUAUUAUAUAAACUCCUGUCCGUUGAGCCAAUGGCUUAAAUCUUUGUGCAGCAUUCCUUCUGAAACAUGGUCUAAAAAUUAGUGUAAGAAAUAAGUAGUUUAAAUAUUUAAUCUUCUUACUCUAGAGCUCAGUGGUAUGCUACUUUAACCUUAGAUGUGGAACCAGACUUAGAUUAAUUUGUAUCAUCUUAAAUUUGCUAUAUGCAUAACAUAUUCUGGAUUUCCAUUUCAGUGAAGCUGUAAAACUGUGAUGUCUACUGUAAUCAGUUUGUAUGAAAUACUGUGUGGCUGUUAUACAAGAAAGGAACGAUAAUCAAUACUGUUCUUUGUUUCAUGAGAAAAUAGCAUAAGCAGUGAAGAGUGGGGUAUUUUGGGUUUUUUUUUUGGUUUGUGGAAUUUCAAUACUGUUAAUUAUUCACACAAUAAAGGUAUUUCAAGUUUAA